CAGAAAGAAACAAAGUGUGAUGGCAUGUUUAUGGUUAAAAUGGGCGAGCAUAGCUGUUUUACAACUCUACUUUUGGUUGAAGAUGGUUGAGUCUUCUUCUGUGUUAGCGGCUGACAGAAUUACCCCUGGGUUGCCCGGUCAACCCCAAGUGUGCUUCAGCCACUACUCUGGGUAUGUCACCAUUGAUGAAGAGGAGGAGCAUCAAAGAGCUCUCUUUUACUACUUCGUUGAAGCUGAAGUUGAUCCUUCUUCCAAGCCUCUGGUCCUCUGGUUAAAUGGAGGGCCUGGUUGUUCUUCUCUGGGGGUUGGGGCAUUCUCUGAAAAUGGACCAUUCAGGCCAAGUGGGAAUGUUUUAGUCAAAAAUGAAUAUAGCUGGAAUACAGAAGCUAAUAUGCUGUAUCUGGAAUCACCAAUUGGAGUUGGAUUCUCCUACUCCACUAAUUCUUCCUCUUAUGAGGGCAUAAAUGACAACAUCACAGCUAUGGACAAUUUGGUUUUCUUGCAAAAAUGGUAUCUGAAAUUCCCACAGUACAGAAACACAAGUCUGUUUAUUGCUGGAGAAAGCUAUGCAGGCCACUAUGUUCCUCAGCUUGCACAGAUGUUGCUGCAAUCCAACGAAAAGGAGAAGCUGUUCAAUUUGAAAGGAAUUGCGCUUGGAAAUCCGGUACUAGAAUUCGCUACUGAUUUCAACUCGAGGGCCGAGUAUUUCUGGUCUCAUGGACUGAUUUCAGAUACUACGUACAAACUGUUCACCUCCGCUUGCAACUACUCUCGCUAUGUGAGCGAAUACUACAGAGGCUCUCUGUCCCCGGUUUGUGCAAGAGUAAUGAGCAUUGUUAGUAGGGAAACAAGUAGGUUUGUCGACAAGUAUGAUGUCACUCUUGAUGUCUGUAUAUCAUCUGUCUUCUCCCAAUCUAAAGUCCUCAACCCUCAGCAUGUCAGGGAGACCAUAGAUGUUUGUGUCGAAGAUGAAACUGUGAAUUACUUGAACAGACGAGAUGUUCAGAACGCAAUGCAUGCACGUCUGGUUGGAGUUAACAAAUGGCUUGUCUGCAGCGAUGUUUUGGACUAUGAGCUGCUUGAUAUUGAGAUACCAACAAUCAAGAUUGUGGGAAGCAUCAUCAAGGCAGGAAUACCUGUCUUGGUUUACAGUGGAGAUCAGGAUUCUGUAAUUCCACUCACUGGAACUCGGAAAUUGGUUCAUGGACUGGCAGAAGAGUUAGGGUUGAGCACAAGUACACCAUACAGAGUCUGGUUUGCAGGGAUGCAGGUCGGUGGGUGGACACAAGUGUAUGGCGACAUGCUUUCGUUUGCCACAAUAAGAGGGGCAUCCCAUGAAGCUCCAUUCUCACAGCCAGAGAGAUCAUUGGUGUUAUUCAAGUCAUUCUUGGAAGGCAGCCCUUUGCCAGAAGCAUUCUGAGGAGCAUAGAGACUUCAAAUUGUACAUCUUGAUAGGUAUAAAGAUGUUAAUAUUUUGGGAAUGGAAGUUUGCAUUUUCUCCUUUUGUUGUAUAAACCAAAUCAUAGCUGAAAGAAUUUCUUUUUGGUUGGUUUGUGUA
Molecule: messenger RNA, 1558 nt
Organism: Ipomoea nil (Japanese morning glory)
Lineage: Eukaryota; Viridiplantae; Streptophyta; Magnoliopsida; Solanales; Convolvulaceae
Product: serine carboxypeptidase-like 45
Exons: 11
Coding region: 20-1420 (466 amino acids)
Biological process (GO): proteolysis
Cellular component (GO): vacuole
Molecular function (GO): serine-type carboxypeptidase activity
Source: RefSeq, a predicted model, not a curated record